AUGCAAAAAAAUUUAACAUUAUAUAAUUUCAAUACAAGUUACUCAUUUGGAAAAGAGGAAAAAAAAGAAAAAGAGCAAUCAGUAACUUCAAAGCUAACACGUUUAAAAGAAUCAUAUGAAAAAGAGGGUCAAAGAAGAGCGGUAGAGGGUAUUAUUAUUGUACAUGAUCAUGGUCAUCCUCAUAUUUUAUUAUUACAAGAUAACAGCUAUUUUAAAUUACCAGGUGGUAAACUUAAACCAGGUGAAAAUGAUGUAGAGGGUUUAAUUAGAAAACUAACAAAAAAACUAUCACCAACAGGUACAUCUGUAGCAGAUUCACCAUGGGAGAUUGGAGAUCACGUUUCAACUUGGUGGAGACCAAAUUUUGAACCAACACUAUAUCCCUAUAUUCCGACUCAUAUCACAAAACCAAAAGAAUGUAAAAAAAUGUUUGUUGUUACAUUACCUGAAAAAUGUAAAUUUGCCGUUUCAAAUGAAUUAAGUUUAAUAGCAGUAUCUCUAUAUGAAAUAUAUAACAAUUCACAAAGAUAUGGUCCAGUAAUUUCAAGUAUUCCAGCUUUAAUUAGUAAAUACAAUUUUGUUUGUCUUAAUGUAGAUAAUUAG
This is a messenger RNA of Dictyostelium purpureum, 603 nucleotides long. RefSeq lists its product as uncharacterized. Gene Ontology annotation, molecular function: mRNA binding. Gene Ontology annotation, cellular component: mRNA cleavage factor complex. The transcript has 4 exons. Bases 1 to 603 code for a protein of 200 amino acids. The record is from RefSeq and is a predicted model, not a curated record. Lineage: Eukaryota; Evosea; Eumycetozoa; Dictyosteliales; Dictyosteliaceae.